CCGUUGCGGCUUCGGGCCGCCCGGGGUCGGCGGCGGCCCGGCGUCAGGUAGCGCCUCUCCCGUCCGGAGCGCUCGUUCCCUCCUCACGUUCCACCUUCCCCGCGUCAGCGCCCGGACGGGCUCCCGGGGAGGCGGCCGCCCCUCCACCGAUAGCCGCCUCCUGGCGCGGAGGCUCCCGGCGGGACAUGGCGGCGGAGGGCGGGCCCGAGGAGGGGGAGGCCGGGCGUCGCGCGCCCCCGCCCCGUUACGCCGUCAUCAGGCGGGCCGGGAGACGUGGCGGCGCCCCGUUCGGCUUCCGACCCAGAGGCGCGCUCGGCCCCGCCUCGGGCAGGCAGGCCCGGCCGCCGGGGAGGGGAUGUCGUCGGCCAGCGAAGGCCCCGCCGCCCCGCCGCCGCCGCCCGCGCAGGAGAGCGCAGCGCCCGCCGCCGUCCCCCGCAUGGCCCGGCGGCCCGAGGUGCUGUGCGGCGCCGCUGUGGUGCUGGGCUGCGCCUGCCUGCUGGCGCUGCGGGCCUCGUGCAGCCGUGCAAAAGACGUGACGAUGCCUGCCAAGCUGCCCAUCAGCUUCUUCCCUGCAACGUCAUCAGUCCACGAUCUCUUUCUUGGGCAGCUGGACCUAGCGGAGGACAUCCGUCAAAGUUCAGAGAUCUCCCUGGUUUUUUUCUACGCUCCCUGGUGCGGCCAGUCAGCCGCUGUGCGGGAAGAGAUCGAGCAAGUAGCAAAGAGCCUGGCGGACCAGGUGUUGUUUGUAGCCAUCAACUGCUGGUGGAACCAAGGGAAAUGCAGAAAACAGAAGCAUUUUUUCUACUUUCCCGUGAUCUACCUGUACCACCAGAGCUUUGGGCCCAUCGAAUACAAAGGGCCAAUGAAUGCUGUUUACAUUGAGAAAUUUGUCCGCCGGGUGAUGACUCCCCUCCUCUACAUCUCAUCUCAGUCCAAACUGCAGUGGUUCCUCUCCAGUUACGAGCCCAGCAUCCUGGGAUAUUUUGAGUUCAAUGCUUCUCCGCAGCCCCCCGGCUACCUCACCUUCUUCACUUCGGCCCUGCACUCCUUAAACAAAGAUUACCUGGGAACCAUUCGCUUUGGGGUGAUCACUGAUCGGCUGCUUGCCAAGGAAGUCGCACUGACUGACCCGGGCACCAUCUACUUGCACAGACACAUCAACGCGUCCCUUCUCUAUCCCCACAAAACCCUGAACUUCACUGCUGAAAACGUUUGGAAGUGGGCCCUGGAGAACCGUGAGACCUUCCUCCGCUGGCUGAGACCCCACGGGGGGAAGAGCCUUCUGCUGUACAACGAGCUGAAGAAGGGGCCGGCCCUUUUCCUCUUCCUGCCCUUCGAUCCGCUGGCCGAGAGCCACCCCCUCCUGGAUGAGAUUUCCCAACUGGCCUUAGAGUACAAGACCUGCAACCGGAGCCAGCAAGAGGACGUGGAGCCCCAGUCCCUGCAGGGAGGGGCCCCCCCGGGGCCUGCCGGUCUCCGCCUCCCCACAGCUGAAAGCUCCUCCAGCCCCUCCUGCUGCAACACGGUGUUGCUGCCCGCCCAGUGGCACGGCCUCUCCCGGACCCACAAUGUCUGCGAGCUGUGCAUCAACCGGACGGGCGGGGUGCAGCCCAGCCCCCUGGUGCGCCUGCGCUGCAGCUUCGUGGCCAUCAAGGCAGCCAUGGACUCCUUCUGCCUCAAGGAACAGACCUUCUUCCACGCCGUGUCCCAGACGGUGUCCUGGUGCAGCCACUUCCUCAGCUUCUACAGCCCUUUCGGCUCCUACAGCGCCUGCUGCAGGACGAUGAGCAGGGACCUGCUGGACUUGGCCGAAGGGGCCUCCCUCGCCCCCCACGGAGAGAGCCAGGCGGAGGGCGUCCCCGAGCCUCUUCCUCACAUUGAGGAGCCGGCCGGCCUCCCUGGCCUCAGCUGCAGGACCAACAAGAGCCUCAACCUCUACCUGCUGGACUCCAACCUCUUCUGGAUUUAUGCAGAGAGGUUGGGGGCCGCUGGCUCUCCCCCCGUGAAGGAGUUCGCUGCCAUCGUGGACCUUCAGGAAGAGGUGCAUUACGUCCUGGGCCAGAAACGGGCCCUCUUGAGAGCCAGUCUGGAAGCCUUCAUCCGCAACUACACCGUCCUCUUCAGCCCCUUGCAGAGGCACCUCGUGGGUGACCCCCGGCCCAGCCAGACCCGCCUGCAGCCGCACCUGGUUCAGGAAGUCACCACCGGCACUUUCCACCAGCUGAUUCUGAGGAGCCCAAAGGCUGUCCUGCUGCUGUAUUACGCCCCCUGGUGCGGCUUCUGCGCCUCUCUCAGCCACGUCUUCAUCCAGCUGGCUCGGAUCCUGCCCCCCAAACGCUUCAUGGUGGCCAGGAUCGACGUCUCUCAGAACGAUCUCCCCUGGGAGUUCAUGACCGACCACCUCCCCAACAUCCUCUUUUUCCCUCAUGACCGGAAGGACCAGAGCUCCAAGUUCCCCGUGACUUCCCUGAUCAGCCUGCCCAACCUACUGAGGUUCAUCCUCCGGCACUCCAGCCCACCCUUCCUGGCUGAGGGUUGGGGGCCCAGCCUCUGGCAAGAGACCGACCUCCAGCAGGCACGCAUCGCCCACUUGGAAAAGGAAAUCCGGCUGCUGAAGGCUGAGAUCCGGGUCCUUCACCAGGCCCAGGGGCAACUGCAGGGGCAGCUGUCUGAGACCCGGAGCGAGAGCCAGCGGCUGCAGCGAGAGACCCACGCCCUGAAGCAGCAGCAGAGCCACCAGGAGCAGCUGCAGGGGCUGUGCAGCAAGAGGACCUGGCAGCUGGAGGAUAUGGCCGAGAAGCUGCGGAAGCUGGCCGAGGCCUCCGAGACCCUCCUGACCGAGAACGCCUUCCUGAAGGUCCUGCUGGCCAUUGCAGAGAAACACCGGGCGGCAGAGCCGGGCUCGGAAGGCGGCAGCCGGCCCACCGAGGACCCCACAGGCCUCCCGUCCCCUGGGCGGGACCACUUCCCCCAGGUGGAGGAGGGGGGGGCUGCCCCACUGGACUCCAGGGUCCCCACGGAGCACAGCAAGGAGAACUGGACAGAGUAGCUCUGCGAAGCCUGGAAUAACAAGGAAGCAGAGUCCGGGGCAAACUUUAUUGGAAGGUCACCAGGUGGCCUCCCUCCCUUUGCUGGGCUGGAGAAAUGAGAGUUUUUUUAAUGAGCCAUGGACCCACAGCGGGAGCUCUCGGGGUUUGUGAAAUUGUCAAAUUGCAGGGAUUCUUCUUUGCACUUUAAGAUUGCACUAAUUUGAUAGAUUUUGUAUCAGUUUAACCUAAAUUAAACAAUUUGGAGGGUGGCCACCACCAACAAGCCAAGAUGACUCUUA
Thamnophis elegans (Western terrestrial garter snake) is the source of this 3328-nucleotide messenger RNA. RefSeq names its product thioredoxin domain containing 11 (gene TXNDC11). The coding region runs from base 356 to 3049 and encodes 897 amino acids. The transcript has 12 exons. NCBI's taxonomy places the organism in Eukaryota, Metazoa, Chordata, Lepidosauria, Squamata, Natricidae. The record is from RefSeq and is a predicted model, not a curated record.